Molecule: messenger RNA, 552 nt
Organism: Diabrotica balteata
Lineage: Eukaryota; Metazoa; Arthropoda; Insecta; Coleoptera; Chrysomelidae
Source: the annotation of a GenBank genome assembly
AUGUGUAAUGAGGCACCAAUAUUAGAGAAUUACGGAGUACCUAAUGUUAGUCAACAGUUCAAUAACAUCACCAAGAAGAUUUCCAAUGAGAAAUUGAUUGAGAUGAACAUAGAGAUUCACGAAGUGAGAGUCGUUGAGUCGGUUACAUCUAGUGAUAUCUUGCGGAAUUAUACUAUUAAUAAUGUUUCCACGGAUGAGAUAGAUCAGAUCAAAACCACCAAGACUCAUAAAGUGAAUGAUCUUCCGAAAUCAGACACUCAAGAAACACCGUCGGAAAGCGUCGCAACUGUGGAGACAGUCACCGAUUUACCAGAAACCGGAGCUAUUUUCCCAGAAAGUACCACCGAAGGGACUUUUGUUACUGAGGGUGAUGUAUAUACCGAAGGGACAGACGUCUUAGACGAUCAGUUGAAUAAUAUUAUAUCAGAUUUGACUGCGGAACACCGUAGUAGCAAGCAGUGCCUCGGAGACGCUGAAGACAUUGAUAUACAAGUGAUAUCGCCGAAACCUGACUUUUUAACGGAUAAAUAUGAAGCGAUGAUGAUUUACUAG